CUUCCAUCCGCUGCCACGAAUCCCAUAACUGAAUCAUCGGAAUAGUCGCCGUCAUCCACGGCUUCACCGGCGAGUCGAGCUGGCUCAUUCAGCUCACCUCCGUCCUCUUCGCCAAGUCCGGCUUCGCCACUUGCGCCAUCGAUCACCAAGGCCCACGGCUCUCUCCCUCAACCUGAUCUCUCUCUCUCUCUCUCUCUCUCUCUCUCUCUCUCUCUCUAUACAUAUCUGUUGUCUCAUGGAAGUCAUGCCAUGUCCCGUGACUCCAGAGUCUCAACCCAAACAUGAAUCAUCGAAUUUUUCAGAAUAAAGAUCCGCAACUUUCAUCUCGUCGGACUGCCUUCUCCUAUGAGCUGUUCUCCUCCUCCUCACUUUCUCUCUCCUCCUCCUCCUCCUCCUCCCUCCAAUCAAUUUCUCUCACUGUAACGUUGUUGAUGCGGUCCCCUCAAGACCGGGAGGCGCUCAGGAACAGCGAGACUCCCUCCCCUCGCCCUGGAAUCCAAUCCCACCACCACCAUCACUUCCACUCCACCGUCUCUGUUCAGAAGCUCCGCCGACUCAACACCCUCAUUUUCGUAUUCCGACUCGCCGCUUUUUGCUUCUCCGUUGCUGCUUCAGUUUUCAUGCUCGUUAACCCCACAAGUGCCUCCAAUUCCCCUCGCUGGUACAACUUCGACGCCUUCAGAUUCGUUCUUGCUGCCAACACCAUAGUCGCUGUGUAUUCAUUGUUCGAAAUGGGAGCUUCUGUUUGGGAGAUUUCCAGUGGCGUCACAUUGCUCCCUGAGAUCCUUCAAGUCUGGUUCGAUUUCGGCCAUGAUCAGGUGUUUGCAUACCUGUUGCUGUCGGCGGACUCGGCGGGAACGGCGUUGGCUCGGACGAUGAAGGGGACGGACACGUGUACGGACAACAACGCCUUCUGCGUUCAGACAGACAUCUCCAUCGCCUUGGGAUUUGCUGGCUUUCUGUUUUUGGGGCUAUCCUCGAUCCUCUCUGGAUUUCGGGUCGUCUCUUUCAUUAUCAACGGCUCUCGCCUUCAUCUGUAGAGCCCCCAAUUUGAGUGAGGGAUGAGAAUACUGAUGUUAUUGCCCUUUUUACUGUGCAACCCUACUCUACUCUACUGUGUGUAAUCUGCUGUACUGAUCUGAUUCGGCUUUGGAUGUGUUAUGGGCUUGGUUUGAAUAAUAGUUUAAAAAUUAAUUUUUUUUUUUU
Camellia sinensis is the source of this 1206-nucleotide messenger RNA. RefSeq names its product CASP-like protein 4C2. The record is from RefSeq and is a predicted model, not a curated record. Lineage: Eukaryota; Viridiplantae; Streptophyta; Magnoliopsida; Ericales; Theaceae.